CGCCCUCAUUUCCCGCUCUUUGUCCUUCUAUCUAUUCUGAAGCGGGUUCGGAUCAAGUUUUCUUCAGACUGUCUGGCUUGGCUUUUUAAAUUUAGGGCUCUUUUUGUAUUUGGGGGGAUUUUUUGAGUUUUUUGGUUUGUGUUUUUUUUUUUUUGUACAAGGCGUUUUAUAAUUUUUUUUUUCCUGUUGUGUGUGGCAAAAAAACCUCGCAGUUCGAUUCGAGCCGAGUGAUUCAGGCGCUCCGCGGGGAGGAGCGGAGGGGAAAGAAGAAAAAAAAAAAAAAAAAAAAGAGUUGACUUUGUCGUCGUCGAGCUCGCGGUGCCUGUAUGCGGGCGAGGACACACGGCUGAGCCCCUCGGUCCCCGCGCCGCCCGGGGCUCCGCUCUCCCCGCACCCGCGCUCCGCCCGCCCCGCUCCGCUCCGGGGCGCCUCCCCGCCCCCCCCGCCGGUUGCCAUGGUGCCGCGGCCCGGCGUGCUAUGGGCAGUGGCGGCGGCGGCGCUGGCGCUGCUGGUCCGGCGGGCGGCGGUGGCGCUGGCGGGGCCCGUGGUGCGGUGCGAGCCGUGCGACGCGCGGGCGCUGCAGCAGUGCAAGCCCCUGCGGCCCGACUGCGCCGAACGGGUGCGCGAGCCCGGCUGCGGCUGCUGCCUCACCUGCGCCCUGCGCGCCGGGCAGCCCUGCGGCAUCUACACGGAGCGCUGCGGAGCCGGGCUGAGCUGCCGCCCGCGGCUGGAGGAGGCCCGGCCGCUGCAGGCGCUGCUGGAGGGGCGCGGGCUCUGCACCAACGCCACGGCGGGCGGCAAGCUGCACGCCUUCCUGCUGCCCGCGCCGCACGCUGCAGGAAAUUUCAGUGGUUCAGAAGAAGAUGACCGCAGCACCAGCAGCAUGGAAACUCAGGCCAUCCCAAACUCUCACAGGGUGCCAGAUUCCAAAUCACAUCCACCGCACAUCAAAAUAGAUAUCAUUAGGAAAGUCCAAGCCAAAAAUACGCAACGCUAUAAAGUGGAAUAUGAUUCACAGAGUACAGACACACUGAAUUUCUCUUCUGAAUCCAAACAAGAGACUGAAUACGGUCCCUGUCGUAGAGAAAUGGAAGACACAUUAAACCACCUAAAGAUCCUGAAUGUCUUGAGUCCCAGGGGGUUUCAUAUUCCGAAUUGUGACAAGAAGGGGUUCUACAAGAAAAAGCAAUGUCGUCCAUCUAAAGGCCGAAAAAGAGGUUACUGCUGGUGCGUGGAUAAAUACGGACAGCCACUUCCUGGAUACGAUGGCAAGGGAAAAGGAGAUGUACACUGCUAUAACUUGGAAAGCAAAUGAGGGCUGGGUGCCAGCUCUUCUGGCAUCUAUGUGUGGCUGCUGGACCUCGCAGAGACCUUGGAGGGGCUGGGCAAACACUGUGGACUGCACUGUGCAUGGAGUAAUGAGCUCUGCCUCCUGCGGCAGAUAGGGAGUUGCAGGCUCUGUGGACAUUGCUGCAGCUGCACCCUGCCACCACCAUGCAUCGAGCUUCCUAUAGGAUGCAUAGGGAGCUCUGAAUCCCCACGGAAAUCUGCACUAUUGAUACCCAGAGUGAGACAGAAAAGGCACUUCAGAAUAGAUUCAGGGAGUCUCCACGGACUUUUUAAAGAACGGCCUGUGACCAAUUUGAUCCUGAAAGAUACUGGUUUUUUAUUUCAAAGAAUUUACAGAUUGUAAGCUUGUAAAAGUAUUAAACAAAACAGAAAAUCCACAAGGAUUUAAAGGUUAAGCUUUUUUUACAGGUCUGACGGGAAACUUAUCUUCACGGGUAAAAAUUUUUAUAAAAAUCUCAACUUUUUGAAGAAAAGUAUUUCUAAAAUAAAGACAUGGCUAUUUUUUCUGUAAGAUAUAUUAUGAAUAUUCUUUUAGUCUGUAUUUAAUAUAAUUGUUUUUUAAUAAACUUUAUUUAAGUGUAACAUGUGAAUACCAAAUACUACACAAUAAUUCUAGUGUAUACUUCUGUAUGCAAAGAGAAAGUAAGGUUAUGGAAUGAUUUACAAAUAUGUAUAGAUCCAUAUGCAUACACACUGAUCUACUCUAGAUAUAGAAGUGAAUUUGUAGGGUGAAGGAAGUGUUACCAGAAGAGAUUAAGUUUUGUUAUUUGAAGUAACUACAAAUGCCAAGGUAAUAUUUUUUUAAUUUAAAAAAUAAUAUUUUAUAUUAUUGGUAUUUCUAAUGUACCCAUCACUGAAUUAUGCCACUGGAAAGGAUAACAGUUGCACUGGAGCUCUUGGUAAAGCAUUCUGUCUGUUCUUUGCUUCAGUUUGUGCAACAGAACCUACAUUUCCUCUGUUUUCUUCUCACACUUAAUACAGAAUAGUCAUAGACAAAAAAAUGCCAUUACAGUACCACCCUUUCUAGUUGCUUAUUUAUUUUGAAAAGCUGUAUGUAUUGUCUGUUGUGUUGGUACACUUUACCGAAGCACAUAUUCUGUAUUAGGAACUCGUGUUUAAAGCAAUGCUGACAAGAUGGGGGAUCGUGGACCUGGAUGUUGAAACCCCCGUGCUUCAUUUAUGCUACACACAAUUGUUGCUUGCUUUGACUUUGGUAUAAAUAAUUUGCCUGUAUCCAAGCACAGAAUAAGAACCAUUUGGUUUAAACAUUUAAACCAACUGCCUGGUAUGAUGUUGUAUGUACUUUUAAUUGGAAGAUAUUUUGUUUUGUUCUGGUGUGUGAUGCUUUCACAUAAGGAAGACUUUGGCAAAAUGUUUUUUUUUAGUUUGAUUGUUUACUCAACUUCAUGGCAAAUUUGUAUAACAGUGAAAUUUGGGUAAGGAAAGGUGGCCUAUGAAAUGUAACAUCUCUCUGGAAAGUAAUGCCAUAUUUUGUAUAUGUGUUUAUUUAUAUAUUUUAUAUAAAUAUUUUAUAUAUUUAUAUAAAUAUAUAAUAUAUUCUUA
Messenger RNA from Cuculus canorus (common cuckoo), 2913 nucleotides. RefSeq names its product insulin like growth factor binding protein 3 (gene IGFBP3). Gene Ontology annotation, biological process: regulation of insulin-like growth factor receptor signaling pathway. The record is from RefSeq and is a predicted model, not a curated record. Gene Ontology annotation, molecular function: insulin-like growth factor II binding; fibronectin binding; insulin-like growth factor I binding. Gene Ontology annotation, cellular component: extracellular region. The transcript has 4 exons. The coding region runs from base 455 to 1315 and encodes 286 amino acids. Lineage: Eukaryota; Metazoa; Chordata; Aves; Cuculiformes; Cuculidae.